AAUCAUUCAUCAACGCUCAGUCCCGUCCACACCCACCACCCCACAGCCCACAACAAACAGAGUGUGUGUUGCGUUUUCUCCGCUAACCCCUCCCAACAAAACCCUCUCCUCCGCCUUCGCAAGCAAGCCACCUCCGCCGGAUUCCUAUCGCCGUCGCUAUUCUUCCUCCCCUUCCCUCCGCUCGCCUCAGCGGGCCGGCGACGACGACGACCCGGACCUGCAUUGAUUUGUUUCGGGGUUAAGCAAUGGCAUUGUUGGACUGGAUUGAGUUGUCUGAUGACGAGGAGGUGACAGUCAAAGAAAAACUUCCUCCAGAAAAAGUCAAAGAAGAAUUUCCUCCAACAAAUGUCAAAGAAGAAUUUCCUCCGACAAGAGUGAAAGAAGAACUGGAUACUCAUAUACAUGGGACAGCGCAGUUGGAAGUAGAAAUUGUUGAUUUAACCAUAGAAGAAGCUGACGUUGAAGAGGAUAGGAAUGCUCACGGGAAAGGGGAUGCUGCUCAGGGGGCAACAACAUCACAUAGACAACAGUUUCUUGCACCUCAUGGACAAGGCGAGGCAGCUCAGACAGUGGUACCAAGACAAGAGUUUCUUGCUGCUGCUAAUGGUGUGGAAGAGUUUCUUGUAAUAGGUGAUGUUGCACAAGAGGCUAUGCAGUCUGGAAAUCAGGAUUUUGCUGCAGCAGUUGAUUGCGCAGAAGAGGCCACGCAUUCUGAAAAUGCAGAUGAAGCUGGCCCAUCAUUGUUUACAGAACAAGGUGCCGCGGCGGGUGAUUGCGGUGAAGAGGCUAUGCAGCCUGGAAAUCAGGAUUUUGCUGCAGCAGUUGAUUGUGCAGAAGAGGCCAUGCAGUCUGAAAAUGCAGCUGAAGCUGGUCCAUCGUCGUUUACAGAGCAAGGUGUUGCAGCAGGCGACUGCAGUGAAGAAGCUUUGCAGCCCGGAAUUCAGGAUUUUUCUGCAGCAGUUGAUUGCGCAGAAGAGGCCAUAUGCAGCUUGGAAAUCAGGAUUUUGCUGCAGCAGUUGAUUGUGCAGAAGAGGCCAUGCAGUCUGAAAAUGCAGCUGAAGCUGGCCCAUCGUCGUUUACAGAGCAAGGUGUUGCAGCAGGCGACUGCAGUGAAGAAGCUUUGCAGCCCGGAAAUCAGGAUUUUUCUGCUGCAGUUGAUUACGCAGAAGAGGCCAUGCAGUCCGAGAAUGCAGCUGAAGCUGGGCCAUUAUCGUCUACUGGACAAGGUGUUGUAGCAGGCGAUUGCAGUGAAGAGGCUAUGCAGUCUGGAAAGCAGGAUUUUGUCGCAGCAGUUGAUUGCGCAGAAGAGGCUAUGCAGUCUGGAAAUGCAGUCGAAGGUGCCCCAUCAUCGUUUACAGAAGGUGUAGCAGCAGGUGAUUUUGCUGAAGAGGCUAUGCAGUAUAACCAUGAAGACAAAGCUGCUGAAUGCUCGUCAAUGACACGACAAGCUGCUUCAUCAUCCUUGUCAAUGACAGAACAAGGUGCUACUACAUCCUCACUAAGGACAGCGCAACAGAGUCACAAGAGAGAUGCAUUGAUAGAUUCCCCUCCCAUCGCAACUGUGGCGCCUUUUCCCCGGCAAUUCUGGAAGGCUGGGGAGUACAAGGUUGCUUCCCGAGCUUCCAUCAACAAUGGCCAGAACUGCUUAAGGAUUAAUCCCAAGUUUCUUCACUCGAAUGCUACGUCACACAAGUGGGUAUUUGGUGCUAUUGCAGAACUGCUCGACAACGCUGUUGAUGAGGUGCAGAACGGGGCAACCUAUGUGAAAAUAGAUAAAAUGAAAUAUUCUCCUGUUGGAGAGUAUUCGUUAAUGAUACAAGAUGAUGGAGGCGGUAUGAGUCCUGAGUAUCUUCGACAUUGUUUGAGCUUCGGAUUCUCCAAUAAAUGCACGGAUUCAUCAAUUGGACAAUAUGGAAAUGGCUUCAAAACCAGCACAAUGAGGCUUGGGGCAGAUGCUAUCAUAUUCAGCUGCAGAAAAGCUAAUAGCAGAUUGACACGAAGUGUUGGGCUGCUCUCUUACACAUUCCUCAAAGGAACCGGCUGCGAUGACAUAUUAGUGCCAGUGGUUGACUAUGAAUUUGAUCCUUCAUCCCGCAAUUUCAAGAGGAUAAUGGACCGUGGUGAAAAACAUUUUUCUUCCAAUUUGUCCACUCUUUUGAGGUGGUCUAAAUUUUCUACAGAAGAUGAUUUAUUGAAUCAAUUUGAGGACAUGGGAUGCCAUGGCACAAAAAUUGUUGUAUUCAACUUGUGGCUCAAUGAUGUGGAUGAAAUGGAGCUUGACUUUACAACUGAUGAUGAGGAUAUUAUGAUGUCAGGAGCGCCUAAGAUACCAGAAGAACGCGCGAAAGUGAAAAGGUUGAAUCAUAUGCAUAUUGCAAAUCGCUUUCGAUAUUCACUUCGUGUUUAUGCAUCUAUACUAUACCUUCGUCUACCACAACACUUUAAAGUCAUCUUGUGUGGACGAACUGUUGAACCUCAUCAUAUUAUAAAGGACCUCAUAUACCGUGAAUGUAUCAAAUAUCGACCACAAGUUGGAACAAGCGUACAGGUUGAUGUCAUUACUUCAAUUGGCUUCUUAAAAGGAGCUCCACACCUGGAUAUCUAUGGAUUUAAUGUCUACCAUAGGAACCGUCUUAUUCUGCCAUUUUGGGCUGCAGGCUCUGAGAGAGGUCGAGGCAGAGGCAUUGCUGGGGUUUUGGAGGCGAACUUCAUACGACCUACACAUGAUAAGCAAGAUUUUGAGAAGACGGAACUUUUUCAGAGACUUGAGACGAGAUUAAAAGACAUGACAAUGGAGUAUUGGAGGCACCAUGCUCAUUUGAUUGGCUACCAGCCAGUCACAAAAUCUCUUCCUCCAGCAUAUUAUACAUCUAUUGCUGCUACCAAUGACAGCUCAGUAGCCCAAGCUACAGCAACAACUUAUGCCAGGAACUCAAGAGCCAAGGCAUCUGGAGUGUUGAACUCCCGUUUCAAUGGAGGUAACUCAUUAAAUCCUUUGCACGUUGGUGCCUUGAGGGAUCAAAUGGACUAUGGUGCAUGUUCUUUAGCAAGGAGAAAUAUGAGGACUUCAUUAUAUAUGCCAAGCACACCCCAGCAAACUGAACUCUGCAAAAGAAGAAACUCUGGCUCGAUGAUUGAAAUGAGGGCCCAAAAAAGGCACAACACGAAUGGCGAUGCUGACCACGUUGGAAGCGUCAAUGUUGUUGAGAUAGGAGAGGAAAGGAGCAGUCUCUUACUUUGUCAGAACAUGAUGCUAAAGGCCGAGUGUUCUGAGCUGGAGGCGGCCGGGCAGACUCUCCGAAGCAAGGCGGACAGGUUGAUGGGUGAACUCCGCGAGUGGCAACGGAAGCGGAGGAGCCUGACGGACGAGUUGGAGUUCUACAACGGCCUCAGCGCGAUACAGCGCAGGAUCCCCAUCGCCAGCACCUCCUCCAUGGGAGUGGGAUGGAUCUGACUGAAUGGCAUGACUGACAGACACCACACCGGCAGCGGAAGUCCAUAACUACGUACUAAUACUACUAACCCAACCUAUGGGGCGGUUUAAGCGGGAGUUUGACCCCUCGGGAUGGUGGUAGAACCAAGGCACCUGCAGUAAGUAGAUGUAUGGUUUGGCACUAGGUGCAUGGUAAGUAACAUCAGACGUUUUAUGUAGGAAGAAACCUCCUUUACGGUAGCGGUGGCGGGUCAAUAACUGAAUACACACGUAAACUAAAAACAACUCUCCCUCUAAAUAUGAUGCUACUGCAUAAACUGUAGCGGUGCACAUGAAUCAACUAGUUAAACUGUUUGGGAGGAAAUAAAAAAAGGAGAAGAUAGGACCAGCUUAACCAGCGAACGUUUGCUGGGGAGCAUGGCAAACUUUGUUGUCAGCGGGUUGCAGUUUUCAUCAGUAAGGAUGGCAAAUCCGUCUAGUUCCUUUUUUCUAGGAUUUGUCCUGCUUCUUGAAAGAAUUUGCCAUCCUUGCGACUACAUAAAUUGCUACAAGAAUUGUUCGUUUUGCCAUGACCUUAGAGAGAACAUCAGCACAGUAAUAUUACCGAAAAUUAAUGGGUGGUUAUUUUGUUUCGAA
Molecule: messenger RNA, 4069 nt
Organism: Triticum aestivum (bread wheat)
Lineage: Eukaryota; Viridiplantae; Streptophyta; Magnoliopsida; Poales; Poaceae
Product: protein MICRORCHIDIA 6
Cellular component (GO): nucleus
Molecular function (GO): ATP hydrolysis activity
Source: RefSeq, a predicted model, not a curated record